AUGACCACAAGCGACAACCCUACUGUGUGUGUUCCGGUGAAACUCGAUGCAUUCGUGCUUAAUCCUAGUGUUUGCUCAGGACCGUCUAAAAUCGCCCCAAUCACUCAACCAAACUACACCUUCCUCCGUCUCGACCGUAACAUUUCGGUGAUCCAGCCGGAUAUUCUCGAUCAUGUUGAUCUCCAUGCAACAUCCCCCGAAGUAAAUAACCGAAUAAGGAAUGUGGCCACAAAAGAACUUCGGAGAUCGAGGUUUGGGGUUUAUUUGCAUUGGAUGUUGCCGAGGGUCUACCGAUCUGGGAUUGCAGCAACGUCCAGUGCCAACGAAUUCGAACAGAGGCGGCAACAAGAAGGCUUCUCCAAAGUCGAGAAUAACGCUGACUACUCUACCCCCAAUUUCAGGCCUGUUCCCACACGUUGGCUUAUUGUGCGAGUCCUAAAGUCCAAGGUACCAGCAAACGCCAACAUUCCCAACUACCAAGCGUUUGUCAUUGAAUCCGAUCGCCUGCGCAACAUUGAUGAUUUAGACGCCAGCGUUGACUUGGAGGUUGAUGUAUCUCCGUUCCUAUGCGCAACCAAUGCAGAGAAAGACGACACAGCCAUUGACACUCAGGCAGAGAUAUUUAUCGGCUUAAAGACGCACGCUGAGGGAUGGAGUGAGAAGGGGGACACUGCCGCUCGAGUGCCAUUGUCCAUAUUGCAUAGCAGCAAUUCUCUAUUUCCAGACUACCAGCCUCACAACUCGAACGUCUUUUCAAUGCUCGAUAACUUUGAAUAUGAUUCCACCGAUCCUGCUACUGGCACGAUUACAAAGGCGUACCUUACUCAAGCAGAGGCAAGCUACUAUGUUUUGGGCUGGCACCCGAAGCCUGAGGACGACCCUUUCAACAUGCAGCCCACAGCGCAGCAAACCCAUGCAGCACGAUUGGACGCUUGCAUGAUGUCUCUCGGUCUACCAUCCUCCGCACCCCAACCGUCCUGGUUAGAAGAGACCGGCUCGGCUCGGAUACUCUGCCACGGAGCAAUGUAUAAUGUCUCGUUUUCCGUUGAUGCAAAACCUGCGCAUGUACCCGCCGACGACGCAGCAACCCAUUUUUCCACAAUGCCCGUGUCAUUGGGGACGACACCUCUUGAUGCCCUGUACGCAUUGAUUGACUCUUAUGAGCAGAGCAAGGACGCAGACAUGCCAAAGCCGAUAGCGGAUGAUUUCAAAAGGGUGGAAAGGUUACUCCGCAAAACAGAGGACGAUUUAGAUUCACAGAUACAAGCUGAGGACCUGCUGUAUAGUAACAACUUCACGCAUUCCCCCGGGGGCAGCCAGUGGCAUCUGUCGGGUGACGACGGGGCGGGCAUGAAAUCUCCCAUUGCACCUCCUACAGAGGUACUGACCAAGCUUCGCGAUCUGAAUGCCAUGCAGUUGGUUGUCGACAUUUGUAGUCAGGAGAGGAAGUUGCUACAGUGGAGGCUGUGGAGUGAGUGGUGGAAGGUCAUCAGCGACACUAAUCACGUCCUGGACCAGCAAAAGUUUAAAGAUCUAUCCACUCGGAUUGAUGCACUUACGAAGCAAAUAACGAAUUCCACCCAGCUCAUAAACACUUCAAUCAAGAACGCACAAACUGAAUUUCAAGGGAGGAUGCCGCAGCAGGGGGCGAGCCCCCGGUAUUUCUCACAGCGAGAUCCGACGCUAUUGAUUUCUGGUAUUAAAUCUGGAUGGCCCGUUGAUUAUUUGGACAAGCUGCGGGUGCGAUUGGACAUACAUGUGAUUACAGCUAGCACACCUGGUGUGAGCCAACCCCCGCCAGCGGAGUUCAGCGCUUGGGCGGACAGCAUAUCGGCUAAACUCCCCAAGGAGCUAGCCGCAGCUACCAAGAACUUGUUUUCAGAGUUUUGGAUAUUGCAAGACCGUACCCCUUCCGAUAGCGACCCGUUGUUAAGUUCAUACCCUCUCUAUCAUGACAAGGAAGGACGGGAUUCAUGGCAAGGCACCCAGCCAUGGUUCCCGCUCUUUGCAGAAUGGGAGGUGGAGUACUAUCAUAUUGAUUACACAAAAUGGGAGCUGAAAGCCGUCGGUUCAGAUCCUGUUACAAAGAUUAAGUAUGUGUUGAAAGACGGGGAGAAGCUCGAAGACACGAACGUGAGGACCAUUUCAGGGAGGGUGCUGCUGUUACCACAGGCGAGUUUAAGCUUGGAGACCAAGGUGAACAAUCUCUUCAAGAACACCUUUCAGCCAGAUCUGCAGAAAAUCAUCUCUGCAGAAGACCAGAAGGCCCUUUUGGCAGACCUACGGGCACGAGAUUUCCUAUCAUCUCCACUAUCGGGAUUUCGGGAUCACCUUGUGACCAGGCUACAGGGUACGCACAUUAAACCCAAUGUACGGCCACCAGGAGAGAGUGUCAGACCUAUGGCCGCCGUCAUCAAGGCCACUCAGGACCGACUCAAGGCAACUGACGAUUAUUCAAAGACCCUCCUGUGCCAGAUGGACACCGAAACCACAACAACACCUUAUGCCGCUGCAUAUGAUUUUGGGUUGUCAGAGUAUCAUCCAUUCAAACCUGCCGCACAUGGACAAUUCCGAUUUACCAAGCUGAACAUAAUUGACAAGUUCGGGCAAGCGAUUUGCGCUUUCGACCCAACUGGCCAGACCAAACCGUCGUUGUAUCCGUGCUUGAGCGAAUUCUAUUGUCCUCAACCAGAUCCCAACUCUCCUGAUAUGGCUACGCCUUUUCCAAGAACAGUCAAGGGUUCUAGUGGUACCAGUUGUGAAUUCGCACAGAUGCCUCCGAAUCUCAAUCAGGAUGCGCGGGUUAAUGCUCACUUUAUGGUUAGAGACUCUCAAACGAAAGAGUGGCGCCCUACUACAGAGUACGAAAAUCCGAUAUGGGGCUGGCUCAUCGUGAAUUAUGUCGACCGCGGUUUACAGAUCUUCCUACCAGACGGGACAUUUUACACCGAGGUUCGGUUGGGAGCAAGGAACGGCACCUCGACGGCACCCCGGUGGUUACCGUUCGAGCCGAGCACAUCCGACCCUAAAAACAUGCAGCAGCUAGACUACUUGGUUCAGAAGCUGGCGGAUCCACAGUACCUGGAUGGCUUUUUUAAAGUAGUCAUAGAUGCCCUUGACAACAUGCCCCACGCGCCGAAUCAGUACGCAGAGUAUCUCUCUGCUAUCAUUGGCAAGCCUCUCGCUCUCGUCAACACGGGUUGGUCUAUUGAAUUGUCCAAUCCACCACUUGAGAACCAGGCUACAAUCAUAAACAACAAAGCGAAAUCAGAGCUGGCGCUACUCGACUACCAACUUCGGGUAAAGUUUGGCGACAAGGCUCGUGUCUACGAUGGGUUGGUCGGUUACUUCAAUGCGAGAAAUGCUUCUGACGGGCCGGAUUUUGAAUUCUCGGAGAUGUACACAUACUUUGAAAAGUCUCCUACGGAUCAAGGCCCUUUCAAAUUGAUUGGUGAUAAGAAUUAUCCCAUAUUCAAGCCGUACUGGAUCCCAGCGCCCGCCGCUUCCAGUAAUUCUUCACCCAGCUGGGCUGAAGCGGCAAAAAUCGGCUCAGAAUUUAUAGAACUGCACAACCAGCAGCUCACGGUCUUUGGUAUGCUGAUAGACCCGUUUACCGCGGUGCACGCCUACUCCGAAGUCCUCCCGAUCCAAUCGCUGCUCCUACCCCAAUGGGCGCUCGAGAAAGCACUAAAGUCGAUGACCGCCUUCUUCCACAUGGGCCCAUACAUAAUUCCAAUGGAUGUACCACCCUACGCGAAGGCGGUCGAUGCAGAGCCAGCAACAACGAAGGGAAUACCCUUUCCAGCCAGCAAUGUGGCAAACUGGGAGUGGCUUCAACCAUAUGUUACGACCAAGGGCACAGAUGCAAAACCAACGACCAACUUUUAUCAGUUGGGAGUGGACUUUGUGGAUGAGCGCCCGAGAUUUGAGGCCGCGCCUUAUACAGCCAUUGAAGGAUAUCUGCGAUUGAGAACGCCAAUUGAAGCUCCGACAUCAUGA
Molecule: messenger RNA, 3999 nt
Organism: Spizellomyces punctatus DAOM BR117
Lineage: Eukaryota; Fungi; Chytridiomycota; Chytridiomycetes; Spizellomycetales; Spizellomycetaceae
Exons: 2
Coding region: 1-3999 (1332 amino acids)
Source: RefSeq, a predicted model, not a curated record